AUGUAUGAGCUGAGCAGCACUAAUGUCGGAUGUCAUAUUGACGGAGUUUGUGUUAAUGACAUCAGUUACGCGGACGACAUGGUGCUGCUCAGCCCUUCAAUUAGAGGACUUAUGUCUAUGUUGCAAGUUUGUGAGUCAUACGCUGUGACCCAUGGACUCAAGUACAAUGUUACGAAGAGCCAGCUGAUGAUCUGUAAGGUCGACUAUUCGCGGGGGACAUACAACGGCCUGCGCGUGCAAUACAACAACGCGUUCCGGGUAUUGCUGGGGCUGUCGCGCUUCUGUAGCGCCUCGGGUUUGUUCGCGGAGGCGCACACGGACGGGCUUGCAGCCAUCAUACGCAAGAAGUACGCCUCGAUGCUGCACCGCCUGCGCGACAGCCCUAACCGCAUCCUGAGCGCGUUGUCCGCACGCUGGGACUCGCCGAUGCUCGCGCAUUGGGUGCGACUACAUGCAGUCGUAUAG
Hyposmocoma kahamanoa is the source of this 465-nucleotide messenger RNA. RefSeq lists its product as uncharacterized. Lineage: Eukaryota; Metazoa; Arthropoda; Insecta; Lepidoptera; Cosmopterigidae. Bases 1 to 465 code for a protein of 154 amino acids. The record is from RefSeq and is a predicted model, not a curated record. The transcript has 2 exons.